Postia placenta MAD-698-R-SB12 is the source of this 922-nucleotide messenger RNA. RefSeq lists its product as hypothetical. The record is from RefSeq and is a predicted model, not a curated record. The transcript is spliced from 2 exons. Lineage: Eukaryota; Fungi; Basidiomycota; Agaricomycetes; Polyporales; Adustoporiaceae. Bases 337 to 537 code for a protein of 66 amino acids.
UGGGUAGCUGCUGGUCACCCGUGCAUGCCAGCCGUAGGUCAAAUCGAUAGAUUUGCACGAGGAUCAAGCAAUUUUGACCGGGGUGCAAACUUGACAUUUGUCCCCCGGGCAUCUGCAGGCCAUUCAAACGUAGGCUAAAGUAUCUUCUGGCCGUGUACUAUAGAAGGUGCUUGUGGACGACAAGUGUUUGUUUGGGAGAGGGGUUCUGAUUCUCAUCAGCAUCAAGUUAGCGAAUCCAUACGGAGAGUAUGAAUAUCCGGCACCCCGAGCAACACGGUCAAAGUCAAUGACGGCAUUCCUGUCGAAUUUCACCCGAGAUGCUUGAUCACCGGCUGCAUGUCUGCUAAAGUGGAGGCGUGCUAUACUUAUCCUACCUCCCGACAUGUCGCAGCAAUUGGGAGCAUUUCAGGGUAUCCACUUAGUCUUGUGGCUGAUAAGGCGACUUCGAAGAUCGGCUGUACGACGCUCUUCAUGCAUACCAACUACUACAAUGCCUUCCGCUGCAAUAUGCGUGCAAAUGUUAUAUUCCGUGCGUAAUUUGUCAUGUUAGGCCCUCUCUUCUCGUACCUCACGUGUCGCGUGCAGUUCGACGCGACCCACAGAAUCAAACCGCUUGUUGAAGCUACCCCAUCCUGAUCACCUGGAGAGCCUUGAGCCUUGCCCUGCACAGGUGUACAAAUACCAUGCAUUCACAGAGGACGAGCACCCAUACUCGUGCACGUCAAUGGGUUGUGCCAUUCCACCUUCAGUCAUGACGGCCCCAAGUUCAUAUCGCUCACUCAGAUGGCAUGAGCCGAGCGCUAAUCGCCCUAUGAUGAUAUGCCGAGCAAGCCAGAAAUUUGGCAAGCGAACGUUCCAUUGCCAGCAUGUCUUGCAGGAUCUGCUGCCUCACAAUGUGGUGACUCAUUCAGACAGUAUAAUU